This is a messenger RNA of Oncorhynchus mykiss (rainbow trout), 2807 nucleotides long. The record is from RefSeq and is a predicted model, not a curated record. NCBI's taxonomy places the organism in Eukaryota, Metazoa, Chordata, Actinopteri, Salmoniformes, Salmonidae.
AAGUAAGUCUCGUGAUACAUUGGUAAUGCGUGCUUGUGACGCAAUUUGGUGGUAGGGAGGGGACCCAAGCAACAGCAGUGGUAGGAAAGAGGAGGAAGCAGGGAUGGUAGAGUCACACCUCUGAAGCAUUCAAAAAGCCCAAAGGAUGAGAACCUCGAUGACCUUUCUAGUCUGAACUGGCUUCAAACCGAACUGGGGGGAAUCGUCUGCAGUUCAAACAACUAGGUGGCCCAUGGCUGCCAUCACCACUCCUGUCAAGUCACAGCUUCAAAGGAUUUACUCCCCUAUGGCGUUCUGAGAAACGAAACCGCUUGGAUCACAGGGAUUGAUUUGUGAAGUAAAUGUAUAGGCCCACACAGGUAUGUAUCAGCUGGUGUGUUUAUAAAGGUCGUCUCCUACUCUCAUCCCUCUCCACGCCUACUUGUCGGUUGACUGCUUUUUUGAGGGAAAACUCCAAACAAACCAAGGAGAGUGACAGUUGGGGAGUUGCGGUCCCAUGAGAGACUCCGCAGGGGGACCGACAAUCACGUCGACGCCAUGAGUAGUACUUUAGGUAACAAAGACAAAGACUGGAAAGAGAAGGACCUGAAAGGAGGUCCGACAGGAGGGAAAGAAAGGGAAAAAGAGGCCAAGGCUCUGGCUGGUUUAGGCGGCAAAGAUUGCGGCAAGGAUCCCAAGGCCAAAGGGAAAGACGCCAAAGAAGGAAAGAAGGAUGCAGGUUCCGCGUCGCCUGCCGUCGCCUUCUCCGUGGACAACACGAUAAAGAGGCCCAACCCGGCGCCGGGGACACGCAAGAAGUCCAGCAACGCCGAGGUGAUCAAAGAGCUCAACAAGUGCCGUGAGGAGAACUCCAUGCGUCUGGACCUGUCCAAGCGUUCCAUCCACAUGUUACCCACCUCCAUCAAGGAACUCACCCAGCUGGCAGAGCUCUACCUUUACAGCAACAAGCUCCAGAGCCUCCCCUCAGAAGUGGGCUGCCUGUCUGGCCUGGUCACCUUAGCCCUGAGUGAGAACUCUCUAACCAGCCUCCCAGAGUCCUUGGACUCCCUGAAGAAGUUGAGGAUGCUGGACCUGAGGCAUAACAAACUGAGGGAGAUACCGGCGGUGGUUUACCGGGUGACGUCGCUGACCACACUGUACCUGAGGUUCAACCGGAUCACGGCGGUAGAGAGGGACAUCCGGAACCUGGCGAAGUUGACCAUGCUCAGCAUCCGUGAGAACAAGAUCAAACAGCUGCCUGCCGAGAUAGGGGAGCUCUGUAACCUCAUCACCCUGGACGUAGCCCAUAACCAGCUGGAACAUCUACCCAAGGAGAUCGGCAACUGCACCCAGAUCACCAACCUGGACCUACAGCACAACGAGCUACUGGACCUACCAGAAACUAUAGGUAACUUGGCAAGCAUAAACCGCUUGGGUCUGCGGUACAACCGGUUGUCAGCCAUCCCCAGAUCGCUAGCCAAGUGCAGAGAACUGGAAGAGCUCAACCUAGAAAACAACAACAUCUCCGUGUUACCAGAAGGUCUCCUGUCUAGUCUGGUGAAUCUGACCAGUCUAACCCUGGCGAGGAACUGUUUCCAGUCCUACCCGGUGGGAGGACCCUCCCAGUUCUCCACCAUCUACUCUCUCAACAUGGAGCACAACCGCAUCAACAAGAUCCCCUUUGGAAUCUUCUCCAGGGCCAAAGUCCUCAGCAAACUCAACAUGAAGGACAACCAGUUGACGUCUCUGCCUCUAGACUUUGGCACGUGGACCAGUAUGGUGGAGCUCAACCUGGCCACCAAUCAGUUGACAAAGAUCCCUGAGGACAUCUGCGGUCUCGUUUCGCUUGAGGUCUUGAUAUUGUCCAACAAUCUUCUCAAGAAGUUGCCACAUGGUAUUGGCAACCUGAGGAAACUACGGGAGCUCGACUUGGAGGAGAACAAGCUGGAAUCGCUCCCGAAUGAAAUCGCUUACCUGAAAGAUUUACAGAAACUAGUGUUGACCAAUAAUCAGCUGACCACGUUGCCCCGUGGGAUCGGUCACCUCACCAACCUGACCCACCUGGGUCUGGGAGAGAACCUGCUGCAGCACCUGCCAGAGGAGAUCGGUACACUGGAGAACUUAGAGGAGCUGUACCUCAAUGACAACCCCAACCUGCACAGCCUCCCGUUUGAGCUGGCCCUGUGCAGCAAGCUGUCCAUCAUGAGCAUCGAGAACUGUCCUCUCAGCCAUCUGCCCCCGCAGAUCGUCGCCGGGGGCCCCUCCUUCAUUAUCCAAUUCCUCAAGAUGCAGGGGCCCUACCGGGCCAUGGUCUGAUAGGGCCCGGAGGCCAAGAUUGUGGUCUGAGGGCCCAGAAGGAGGCCAUGGUCUGAGAGCUGAUUUGAUGGCAGAUAUACCAGGCCCACGCAAGGCCCAUGAUCUGACAACGGACCAUGCCCAUAAUUGGAUAGACCACGCCCAUAUUCUGAAGGCUGACGCCCACCCAAUCACUUACCUAUCCAACUACGUGUGUCAUACACUGUAAAAAAAAAUAUAAAAAAUACAUCAUAACAAAAGCAAACUAAAUGUACAAAAAGAGGAAAACAUUUUCGGUUCAUACAUUAUCUAUCUAUAUGCGGAAAAAAACUAAACAAGUACAUUUAUAUUGAGACUGUGCUCCAGUGUUUCUGUUGAGGAAUCAUAGCCAUUUAGAAGGCCAACUUCUCCAAUAUUUUAUUCCCGAAUCAUGUAAGACAAAACUUAAAGGGUCAUUACACAACUUUUAUUUUUUUUACAUUAUAUUCAUUAAUUCCAGCACCAUAUGAUACAUAAGCUGUUUUCAUACAUAU